AUGGCUGGAGAUCUAUCCAUUGAAGCAGCAAAAAACAUUCCCAUGGACUUUUCUUCAGCAGAGAGCUUACCUGAUUCUCACACAUGGUGGUCAAAAGGAUGCUCUGACAUCAUUGAUGAUGGCUCCGUAUCCAUACCUGUUGUGGACCUCACGGAUCCGAAUGCCAUGGAAACCAUAAAGCUUGCAUGCGAGGAGUGGGGUAUUUUUCAACUGAAAAAUCAUGGAAUACCCUUAUCUCUGUUGAACCACGUGAAUGAAGAGAUCAAACGCCUCUUCUCUCUCCCAGCUGAGCAAAAGGUGAAAGCCUUGAGGCCUCCUGGGGCACAGGCUGGGUAUGGUUCUGCUUACAUUUCACCAUUCUUUCCGAAGGUCAUGUGGCACGAAGGAUUCACCAUUGUCGGCUCUUCCUACGAUGAUGCUAAGAAAGUUUUUACUAAUCAUGAUGAUUUUGCACGUUUCAGUGAAAAAAUGGAAGAAAUUCAAAAGCAGUUGAAAAAUGUAGUAGAGAAGGUAACAGGCAUGAUACUGAAUUUAUUGGGGGUGUGUGAUAAAGAGAAGAAAUGGGUGAAGAGCGAUAACCAAACGCUUCAAAUGAACUCGUAUCCAAGUUGUCCAGACCCAGAUCGAGCUAUAGGUCUCGCGCAACACAAAGACACAUCCAUCAUCACAAUUCUCCACCAAACCCAAGUCCAUCCCCAAACCCGAAGCCAAGUCCUGACCCAGGACCAAACCGGUGGGCUCCAGAUCUUCAAAGAAGGAAUCGGGUGGGUUCCGGUGCGCCCGGAUCCAGAUGCGUUUGUAGUGCAUGUCGGUGACAUCCUUGAGAUACUGUCGAAUGGGAAGUUCACAUCGGUGUUGCAUCGCGUCACAGUGAGUAGGAGUGCUCAUCGAUAUUCCUUUGCAUUUUUCCACAGGCCCUCACCUGAAAGUCCUCUCUCUCCUUUGCACUCUCAUCCUCGUUUUCGUGUUGUCACCUUGAAGGAAUAUGAUGCUAUCAAGGCCAAGGAUCGACCUAAUGCUUUGGCUUCCAUCUCCGUUUAA
Messenger RNA from Prosopis cineraria, 1041 nucleotides. Its product is annotated as gibberellin 3-beta-dioxygenase 1-like. Gene Ontology annotation, biological process: gibberellin biosynthetic process; response to light stimulus. Gene Ontology annotation, molecular function: gibberellin 3-beta-dioxygenase activity. The record is from RefSeq and is a predicted model, not a curated record. Bases 1 to 1041 code for a protein of 346 amino acids. The transcript has 2 exons. Lineage: Eukaryota; Viridiplantae; Streptophyta; Magnoliopsida; Fabales; Fabaceae.